GCUUUGAAGGGUGGAGGUCGCACAUUGUCUCAGACGAGAGAUGCAGACGCAGGGACUGCCGGUCGUUGUCGCUGGUGCGAACGUCGUGGUCAUCCAGCCGGGCAGUCUGUACCUGAGGAUGGGCGUCGCGUCGCAGCCAUUUCCAUCGACGCGCCUGAACGUGCUCGCAGUCCGCCGUCCAGACGGGGCUGCUGCUUCCACUACUCAUCAUCAUCAUCAUGCUGCAGCUGCUGCUGCUUCUGAGGGAGCUGAAGCGCAGAACAAGCCAGCGAUGGCGGAUGCUGCUGCUCCUGCGCCGAUCGCUCAACCCGGCGAUGCCAACUCAGACCAGCAUGCACCAGCCGCAGAGCCACUCGCAGAUCAGGAUGCAGGGACAGACACUUUUCAGCCAAUGAAGGUGGACGACAGCGAAAACGAGCAGGCCAAGACAGACCCGAGCGCGUCAGAAACUGCUGUACUCUCGCCUCGAGAGCAAAUCUUCCAAGCGAUGGAGAAGCACACAAGACGAAAAGCCAUGGAAUUCAAGAAGGUGGAAGGUCUUUUCAACCAGUGUCUAUCAUUCAACGACGGAGCAAUACCAGAUCGGAUUUCGCAGCACGACGAUCAGCACCAUCGUGAGUUUACCAAUGUUCGGUCUGCGCCUCCGUUUGUAUUUGGCGAUCAGGCUCUGGGCAUCAAUCCUGCAGAGCCAUACGAUGUGGUAUGGCCAUUUGCAAGAGGCCAGCCAUGUCGAGAUACAAUUGUGACAGUUGGAAGCGAGCCAGACACUCCCGACAGCCUUCCCAUGUAUCGAGGGACUCUUUGCGCUGGAGUCGAAUCCAUCGUGACGUGCAUCGCCGCAAUAUGGCGUUCCAUGUUAGAACAGGACUUGCGAAUCCCUGCUUUGCAGUUCUCGAAUUAUAAAGCCGUUAUUAUCGUCCCUGAUUUUGUCGAUCGAGGAAUGAUCAAGCUCUUGAUGAGAGUGGCCCUGGAGGAGCUACAGUUCCACGCAGUCAUGCUCCAGCAGGAUUCCUCCGCCGCAACAUUCGCCGCCGGCAUUUCGUCAGCGUGCGUGAUUGAUAUCGGAGAUCAAAAGAUCUCUGUUAGUUGUGUGGAAGAUGGCAUCGUCUUGGGAAACACGCGCGUGCUGCUGAACUACGGUGGCUACGAAGUCUCGGAAGCGUAUGGCUGGUUGCUUCAACGCCUAGGUUGCGCUUUUGUCGGAAAACUAGACCUUCGACAGCCGCACAACUGGCACCAACUGCGGGAAUGGAAGGAAGCGCAUUGUCAUCUAGUUCCUCAAGAAGAUACGUUCCCUCCUUCGUAUAUUCAAACUCUCAAUUGCCAUAUUCGCUCGUUUGGCAAGCCAACAUUGUCGUACAAGUGCCGCGUGUCGGAUGAGCCCAUCAAGGCACCGAUGGGUGUCUUCUUCCCAACGGCAUUUUCCAUGGCGCACUCUCCCUUGAUGCGGCUCAUCGAGAACGUAACGGAGGAUUGCGAGGAUGUCUUUGACACCACACGCGAGAUCACUCAAGAGCAUGACACCAUGCUGGUGCAAGUUGCGCUCCAAGCCACCGAAUGUGGCGAAUUUGCGCAAAUUCGCUCUGCAUCUUCGCCAGUCAUGUCCCUCGAUGAAGCUGUAUUAUGCAGCAUUGACCGUUGCCCUUCUGAUGACAUGCGGCGGCGCAUGUUGCAAAGUAUUCUACUCGUCGGAGGGGGAGCCAAAACAGCAGGACUAGAAGCGAUGAUUGAAGCAAGAAUUGCCUGCGAGUUGGCAAGACAAAACCGCAGCGCGCAACCGGUCGUGCUGAGCAAUGUCAGGAAUCUCGACUCCCAGCACAUUUGUUGGAAAGGCGCAACCGUCACGGCGCGACUCCCAGGAUCCGACGACAUGUUCAUUCUUCAGCACGAAUGGCGCAAACGCAAGCUGCAAGCGGUCAAAGCCAAGACCAUUUUCGCGUGGAAUUGACCGAUCUGUGUUGUGCGCGGCUUUGCAAUAAAUUAACCGGCUGUCGCUCAAUUCGAGACUUGCACCAACCUCUC
Capsaspora owczarzaki ATCC 30864 is the source of this 2022-nucleotide messenger RNA. RefSeq lists its product as hypothetical. The transcript is spliced from 12 exons. NCBI's taxonomy places the organism in Eukaryota, Filasterea, Ministeriida, Capsasporidae. Gene Ontology annotation, biological process: regulation of DNA-templated transcription; double-strand break repair. The record is from RefSeq and is a predicted model, not a curated record. Gene Ontology annotation, cellular component: Ino80 complex. Bases 41 to 1948 code for a protein of 635 amino acids.